UGAUGCUGCGGCAUGAGAUGCGACCGGCGGGUGGCUCAAGCUUCGCGCAUCUUCGGUGGUGACGAUCAGGAACUGCGCAAUUACUCCAAUGUUGGGGUACUUUAUGGAGGGGAUGAUUCCUGAGCUCAGUAGAGUUACGUCGGUCCUGACGAGCUGGCGGGCCGACUUCGGGCUAGCGCUAAAUGGACUAGCGCAGAAUCUGCCCACACGAGAUUUUGGCACCUCACCACUCACCAGACUUUCGACUUCGACAACACCGGUACUAACACCACACAUAGCAGCAAGAUGGUUCCCAUGUCGUCUUCAGGAAUACCAGGUCAUCGGCCGUCACCUGCCCUCUGAGGCCAACCCUACCCCCAAGCUCUACCGUAUGCGCAUCUUUGCGCCCAACGAUGUUGUGGCCAAGUCGCGAUUCUGGUACUUCCUUGGCAAGCUCCGCAAGAUCAAGAAGGCCAACGGUGAGAUCGUAACGAUGAACCUGAUCCACGAGAAGCGCCCCCAGAAGGUCAAGAACUUCGGUAUCUGGAUCCGAUACGACUCGCGCUCCGGUACCCACAACAUGUACAAGGAGUACCGUGAGAUGUCCCGCUCCGACGCCGUCGAUGCUCUCUACCAGGACAUGUCCGCUCGUCACCGAUCUCGCUUCCGAGAUAUCCAGAUCCUCAAGGUUGUUGAGGUCAAGAAGGCUGAUGACGUUCGCCGCCCCUACAUCAAGCAGCUCCUCACCAAGGGUCUCAAGUUCCCUCUUCCCCACCGUGUCAGCAAGCCCAAGUCCGGCAAGAUCUUCGCUGCUUCCCGGCCAUCAACUUUCUUCUAA
Molecule: messenger RNA, 817 nt
Organism: Periconia digitata
Lineage: Eukaryota; Fungi; Ascomycota; Dothideomycetes; Pleosporales; Periconiaceae
Source: the annotation of a GenBank genome assembly